AUUAUAAUUUUUUUUUACCUCCCUUCACACCUCUCCCUCUAUAUCUCUUUAAAAUAAUAUUUUUACCUUUUUAAGGAAAAAUAUAAUCUUUUUUUUUGGAAAGUAGAGAAAAAGGAGGAUCAAAGAAAAUAGGGAAGAUGGGGUGGUAUAUAAAAGUGGCCAUCCCCAAACAAUCGGAUGAAGAAAUAACAUCUGCUUUCUUAUGUUCUCAAGAUCAUCAUAUUAUUCAUCAUCAUAAUAAUAAUCAUCAUCAUAAUAACAAUAAUAAUAGUAACGUUUUAUCUUCAUCUUCUUCUUCUUCUUCACCUUCUUCUUCUUCUUCAAUAACCUCAAAGUUAAUGUCUUCUUCAGACCCAGAAAAUGCUUCACGCCCUACUAAUGGCGCUUCUCUCAAUGAUAAUUCUUCUAACCAAUCACAAACCGUUGUUGUUCCCCAAACUGCCCAUCAGAUUAGCACUGAUUCAUGGCUGCAAGCUGGAUUUGUUCUGACAACUGGAAUAAACAGUGCAUAUGUACUUGGAUAUUCUGGGGCCAUCAUGGUGCCUCUUGGAUGGAUUCCUGCAGUACUUGGUUUAAUGGCUGCUACUGGAAUUUCUCUCUAUGCAAAUUCCCUUGUUGCUAAACUUCAUGAAUUUGGUGGAAAAAGACAUAUUAGAUACAGAGAUCUUGCAGGAUUUAUUUAUGGUCCUAGAGCUUAUAAACUGACAUGGGCUUUGCAAUAUAUUAAUCUUUUCAUGAUCAACACUGGUUUUAUCAUAUUGGCUGGUUCUUCUAUAAAGGCUGCAUAUACUCUGUUCAAGGAUGAUGAUGCGUUGAAGCUACCAUAUUGCAUAAUCAUUGCUGGGUUUGUAUGUGCACUAUUUGCCAUAGGGAUACCUCAUUUGUCUGCUUUGAGAAUUUGGCUUGGAGUUUCGACGUUCUUCGGUCUGAUUUACAUUAUAAUAGCUAUUGCUCUUUCACUUAAAGAUGGACUCCAAUCCCCGCCAAGAGACUACACCCCUCCGACAAAAAGAAACCAAGUAUUCACAACUAUUGGAGCAGCUGCUAAUUUGGUGUUUGCAUUUAACACAGGAAUGCUUCCUGAGAUUCAGGCAACAGUGAGGAAGCCUGUCGUUGAAAACAUGAUGAAAGCCCUGUAUUUUCAGUUCACAGUUGGAGUUGUACCCAUGUAUGCUAUUGUAUUUAUAGGUUAUUGGGCAUACGGCAACAAAACCUCAUCUUAUCUCCUGAGCAGUGUCCAUGGUCCCGUUUGGUUGAAGGCCUUGGCUAAUAUUUCCGCCUUCCUUCAAACUGUCAUCGCUUUACAUAUAUUCGCGAGUCCAAUGUAUGAAUACUUAGAUACAAGAUUUGGGAUCUCAGGAAAUGCAUUAAAUCCCAAAAACCUUGGAUUUCGAGUGAUUAUAAGGGGAGGUUACUUAGCACUAAACACAUUUGUUUCGGCCCUGCUUCCGUUCCUAGGCGAUUUCAUGAGUCUAACAGGAGCUAUCAGUACAUUCCCACUCACAUUCAUCCUAGCAAAUCACAUGUAUUUCAGGGCUAAGAGAAACAAGUUGAGCUUAGCAAUGAAGAUAUGGCUUUGGGUGAAUAUUGUUUUCUUCUCAUGUAUGGCUCUAGCUUCCUUCAUUGCUGCUUUGAGACUAAUUGCUACUGACUCCAAAGAAUAUCACCUCUUUGCUGAUUUGUGAACAAUUAAUUAAAGUAUGAUUAACACAUAUUCAAAUGUUUUUAAGUAAUUAAUUAGAUUAAGUUUUCAGCAUUUUAGUAGAAUUUUCUUUUUCUUUCUUUUUUUUUUUCCUUUAACUGUAGUGUACACAUCCUAUUAUUGGCUUAUAUUGUCCAUAUGGGAUUUUCCUAUGAUUCUUCAUAGUGGUAAAAUUGUACUGCAUUGUAUUGGAGAGAAGGAUAAAGAAAUGAAAUAAGAAAAAGAAAUGGAAGAAUAUAAUUUUUUUCCAAA
Molecule: messenger RNA, 1954 nt
Organism: Beta vulgaris subsp. vulgaris (sugar beet)
Lineage: Eukaryota; Viridiplantae; Streptophyta; Magnoliopsida; Caryophyllales; Amaranthaceae
Product: proline transporter 3
Exons: 7
Coding region: 138-1685 (515 amino acids)
Cellular component (GO): plasma membrane
Source: RefSeq, a predicted model, not a curated record